Messenger RNA from Lymnaea stagnalis (great pond snail), 571 nucleotides. NCBI's taxonomy places the organism in Eukaryota, Metazoa, Mollusca, Gastropoda, Lymnaeidae. The record is from the annotation of a GenBank genome assembly.
CAGCUGGAAUCCUCGUCAACUGUCAUGCUGCACUCCCUCGUCCAAACCAAGCUCAUCAGCAGCUUGGCCGAAGCUUCCUACAUCCUGGGGGUCUUGAACUCAAUGAUCAGUAAGUCCAUUGAAGGUACUUAUAAGUUACUUCACUUGCGUAACAAAUUUAGGUACAUCACUAUUCAGCUUUGUUUCUAUUACCCCCAAAACGCAACUUUUUUCAUUUACCCCACAAUAUUAGAUAUCCUACUAUUCAAAAUAAUAUCCGGAACAAAACUAUUCAAAUUUCAAAACAAUAUCAGAUACCCGACUGUUAAACAUCUAUUAACAAAAAUUCAUCUCAAUGUUACAGAGAACUGAAUAAGCACUAUUUAAUGCAUUGAUUUCUCUUGCCAACUCAGAGAACUAUGCCUACCUGACGCGUGUGUUGAGAGCUUUGAUUGAGAAAGGUCAAGAACUCUUGACCACCAGCAUUCAUCUCCCUCAUCUUCACAAGUCAUCCAUGAGUCCCACAUUUUUUGAUGACUUCAAGACAUACGUGUACAGUGAUGAAUGGCAGAUGUUUAUAAAGAGCUAUGUG